This is a messenger RNA of Batrachochytrium dendrobatidis JAM81, 306 nucleotides long. RefSeq names its product succinate dehydrogenase assembly factor SDH5. The transcript has a single exon. Gene Ontology annotation, cellular component: mitochondrion. Lineage: Eukaryota; Fungi; Chytridiomycota; Chytridiomycetes; Rhizophydiales. Gene Ontology annotation, biological process: protein-FAD linkage; tricarboxylic acid cycle; mitochondrial electron transport, succinate to ubiquinone. The record is from RefSeq and is a predicted model, not a curated record. The annotation marks the transcript as partial.
GUAUCCAGACCCAAUGAGCCGUUGGAACAAAAGAGAUCCCGAUUAGUCUGGCAGUCUCGCAAGCGGGGAAUCCUUGAGACCGAUUUGUUGCUGAGUACAUAUAUUCAGCAGGCUUUACCAACCAUGGAAGAUGCCCAGUUGCAAGAGUACGACUCAUUGCUAGAUGAGAACGAUUGGGAUAUAUAUUAUUGGUGUACAGGAGCUAAGGAAGCACCUGAGCGAAUCAAGGACAUGUCCAUCUUUGAUGGGUUGGUGGAGCAUUGCAAAAACAAACGCAAGUUGGUAUUGAGAAUGCCCAACGUAUAG